This is a messenger RNA of Stomoxys calcitrans (stable fly), 2249 nucleotides long. Its product is annotated as probable serine/threonine-protein kinase roco8. The record is from RefSeq and is a predicted model, not a curated record. NCBI's taxonomy places the organism in Eukaryota, Metazoa, Arthropoda, Insecta, Diptera, Muscidae. The coding region runs from base 674 to 1783 and encodes 369 amino acids. The transcript is spliced from 3 exons.
GAUAGCUGAAUGCUAACGGUUACUCGAAAACGGCAUUUUACGGCAUUUUCCAUAUCACAAUGCAAAGCGCGCGUAUUUCCUACGGUUUGUUUGUUGCUCGUGCUGCUGCAGCAUAUUUCCUCCAUAUGAUUAAAAUGUUAAGCAAAAUAUAAACAUCCGUGAUUUGCAUAUGAAUGAAUGUGUUGUUACAUUCAAAAGUCAACAGGCAAACAAACAAACAAACAAGCCCAUAAAUAUUACUGAGAAGAACGAAAACAAAAACAAACAAACAAAAAGUAACAGCAAAGUUCAAUGUUUACAAUAAAUUCUAUGACGUUAUUCUAAAACUAUUGCAAAUAAUUCAUAUGUCCGGUUUGUGAUAACGGAAACGGAUGUAACUACUCGUAGAAUCCCUACAGCGACACCAUCUAUUCACACUACCAUUUAAUAUUGCCUUUCUCACACACCCCCACACACACACACACACAAACACACACACACACACACACUCACAAGGUGUGCCAUCAAAUGUAAUUGUGUACUUGGUCUAACAACACUCACCUAACACAUACAAGCAAUUUCUUUAGCUACACACCAGAACAACUGGGAACGGAAACAGGACAUUGUGUUGGGCAGCGGAAGCAUCUCAUAACAGCUGUGAAACGGAAAUGCAUACAAAGUGCCACAUUUAACAAUGGAAAUCGAUGUAAAUCUUCAUAAGCCACCAAACGCCAUAGAACUCAAGACCAUCUCGGCCGGCAGUUACAGCAUCGGCAAUGGCCAAAGUAAUAGUAGGUCGUCGACAGGCAGCAACAAUAUCGGCAACAACAACAACAAUCACUCGUUCAACAACAAUCAUCAGCAGGCGGCGUCAGCAGGAUUGCUACGCAGCCCCUCCACACCGCCUCCAACGACGACGAGUAGUGCAGGCCUAACACCAGGCUGUUGUGGCAUUCUCUCACGUCUGCUGUGCUCCAGCAACUCUCGAGGCAAGACGGCCAACUCGAGUGGCGACUACAAUACCCCAACCUACAAUGGCUAUACGGCUCCGCUGUAUGGUGGCGGCAGUGGGGCGACACCGCAACACCAUCAUCCACUGUAUAUGAAUCUGCUGAAGAAGGGCCAGCAGCAUCGUCGUACUCCACAGGAAAUCUACUUCGAGAGUCGUGGCAAAUCCUGCAAGAAGCUAUUGAAAUUCAAUGGUAACUCCAAUAAGAUUUUACUUUACCCCGAAGAAGGAUGGGCAAGGACGGCCUCCUCGUCUUAUUGGACUAUUACACCCUGCUGGUGGCAGCCAAAUCGUUGUCGCAUUGAAGAAUUUGCUGGCACCCAGCGCCAGGUUACCAAAGCGAAAAUGGUGCCACUCGAACAGAAGGGCUCGCUGCUGAUAGUUGGCCAUUUUCGUGGCAAGGACUCAUCCUCGGGCAUGGGUGCGUUGUCAACAGCCUCAACCAUGUCAACAGCAUCGGCCUCCUCGGCAGCAGGAGCGGCGGGGCAAGCGGCUUCAACAACAACUGCGGCGGCGGGCUCAAAGGAUAACGAUGAAUUCAAAUUGUAUUUAAGUUCAAACAUCUCCAUGGAGGACUACAACAUGGGCUAUUGCCUGACAGGUUUCGUCGAACGAAGAUGUCAGCAGACAAACACAUUCCAAAUGACACAUUUCGCCGUUAUUAAACGUCAAUGGCCGUCCCUAACACACACCCAGCAGCCAAGCAGCAAAGCCUGCCGCGUAUUCAGCAGCACCAUCAGCUGUGGUGGCAGUGGUGGCAGCAAACGCCGUGAUACAUCAGCCAAGCCAACGUAAUUAUAGUAUUUAAAUAGGAUUUUUGUAUUUUGCAUAUUUAUUGCUUUUUACACAAUGACAAUGUACAUUUUUAAAUCAAACCAAAAAGGAAAAAAGAGAAAGAAAAAACAAAACAGACAAAAAAAAAUUAAGACAAAAAACAAGUAAACAUCCCCAGCAUAAUUUAAGAAAUGAUGUCUAUUUAUGUGCAACAAAAAAAAAAAGAAACGCUAAAAUCAAACAACCAAGUCCCUACUGUUUAAGAAACUCCCACAUACAAACAAACCAACCUAAAUGUAAGCAUACUUUAAAGGCAUAGAAAUAAAUAACAAAAAUAAUGAAGCAUACUUUAAGGAGCCACAGCAAACUGAUAUACGCAGCCGUAGAUAAAGAACAUCCAGAUGCAUAGUAUAAACUAAACUGAAUAAAAACAAAUGCUUCUACUCAAACAAAAACCAAAGCAGUAAAUUAUUUUGCAUUCGUAGCA